This is a messenger RNA of Guillardia theta CCMP2712, 759 nucleotides long. RefSeq names its product FKBP-type peptidyl-prolyl cis-trans isomerase. Gene Ontology annotation, biological process: protein refolding. The coding region runs from base 28 to 654 and encodes 208 amino acids. The record is from RefSeq and is a predicted model, not a curated record. The transcript has 5 exons. Lineage: Eukaryota; Cryptophyceae; Pyrenomonadales; Geminigeraceae. Gene Ontology annotation, molecular function: peptidyl-prolyl cis-trans isomerase activity.
CUCACCAAGAUCCCAGCGUUCUGCGCCAUGGCGCUCAGCACCGUCUGCGCCUUCUCGCCCGUUCCUCCCUCGUCCUUGUCUUCCAUCCGCCAGCUCUCUUCCAUCUCUCGUCAGACAUGCGCGGUGGCCGCAUCGAGGAUGCAGUCUCCUUCCGCAGGGAACGGCGAUGUCCUGGAUCGCAGAGCUAUGCUCAGGAACGGAGUUUCCACCGUGUUUGCUGCUGGCUUUGCAUCCGAUGCCUUUGCUGCUGGCAAGGGAGACUGGGCAAAGCACAGUGGACCAUUCUCCGACAGCGAGUUCGAGGGAUUUUCUCAGACUCCCUCUGGUCUCAAGUACAAGGACAUCGAGGUCGGACAGGGUCCUCAGCCCAACGCUGGUCAGAAGAUCAAGGCGCACUACUCGGGAUAUCUGCUUUCAAACGGAAAUAAGUUUGACUCCAGCUAUGACCGCGGUCAGCCCCUGCCGUUCAAUGUUGGUGUCGGCCAGGUGAUCAAGGGAUGGGACGAGGGACUCUUGUCCAUGAAGGUUGGCGGCAAGAGGAUCCUUUUGAUCCCCUCCGAGCUUGCUUACGGGAAGCGCAACGUUGCCAACGGCUUGAUUCCUCCCAACUCGGUGCUGGUCUUCUACGUCGAAUUGGUUUCUUUGGCGGCCUAAGUGCAGAGCUCCUUCAAGAAGCUGCGGAACGUGUAUCGUAAACCCCCUUGUACGCAUUCUUCAAUGCGAGAUGAAUCAAAAGAUUGAGUGAAGAACAUGACCUCU